This is a messenger RNA of Mandrillus leucophaeus (drill), 3924 nucleotides long. It is a transcript of the gene SEPTIN2, whose product is annotated as septin 2. Gene Ontology annotation, biological process: cilium assembly; regulation of exocytosis; cytoskeleton-dependent cytokinesis. Gene Ontology annotation, cellular component: cell division site; septin ring; synaptic vesicle. Bases 722 to 1855 code for a protein of 377 amino acids. Gene Ontology annotation, molecular function: molecular adaptor activity; GTPase activity; GTP binding. The record is from RefSeq and is a predicted model, not a curated record. The transcript is spliced from 12 exons. NCBI's taxonomy places the organism in Eukaryota, Metazoa, Chordata, Mammalia, Primates, Cercopithecidae.
GCCAGGCUGAUCUCGAACUCCUGACCUCAAGUGGUCUGCCUACCUUGGCCUCCCAAAGUGCUGGAAUUACAGGCAGGAGCGCCACACCUAGCCUAUUUUUUUAAGUCGAAUUUAACCCUUGUAAUGAUAGAUGCUUGUCUUAUUCCUAGGGAAAUAAUUGAAGUAAUUGAGAUGCUGUCACCUAAAAUAAUCAAAAGGCUCCUGAUUCAGUUAAAAGAAUUCAUUUAAGUACAAAGUAUAAGCAGAGCUACACCAAAGAAUGGUGAUUAGUGCUCCCAGGGUGGGGUAAAAUGAGGAUUGUUUAUAUAGGCAAAAUGAAGGUGCCAAACAGAAUUACAACAUUUUCUGUACUAAGGCUCAUUUAAAGUUACAAAUUUGAUUGGCUACUAUUGAUUACACUUGAAGGGAUUUGUUUAACUUCCUUUUGUAAAGAAGUAACAGUCAUAAGGAUCUCUUAUCUCCCAGUCGCUUAGUCUAGGUUUGAAUAAAGAAUAGGGAGUCUGGUUAAUGUGUACAUCUAGACACAAAAGUCAGAAAGAAUGAAAGUAGUAACAUCACACGAGCCCGCUGUCAGCGCCUAACUUUUCCCUUUGGCAAGAUAAAUUUGGAAGGUUCUGAAAUUGUGUUUUCUUUUUACAGUGCCUAUGUGUAAGUGUUUUUACAGGUCAGUUCAUUCUGUUAAAUAUACGUGUGUAUACAUGCAUACUAUGUAUGUGCGUUUAUGUGUGUCUGUGUGUUUUUCUUUUUAACAGACGAAGCUUCACAAAAGAUGUCUAAGCAACAGCCAACUCAGUUUAUAAAUCCAGAAACUCCUGGCUAUGUUGGAUUUGCAAAUCUCCCCAAUCAAGUUCACCGAAAAUCAGUGAAAAAAGGUUUUGAGUUCACACUGAUGGUGGUCGGUGAAUCAGGUCUAGGAAAAUCGACUCUCAUAAACAGCCUUUUCCUAACUGAUCUCUACCCAGAAAGAGUCAUACCUGGAGCUGCAGAAAAAAUUGAAAGAACUGUCCAGAUUGAGGCUUCAACUGUUGAAAUUGAAGAGCGAGGGGUCAAGCUACGCCUGACAGUGGUAGAUACCCCUGGCUAUGGUGACGCUAUCAACUGCAGAGAUUGUUUUAAGACAAUUAUCUCCUAUAUUGAUGAGCAGUUUGAGAGGUACCUGCAUGACGAGAGCGGCUUGAACAGGCGGCACAUCAUUGAUAAUAGGGUGCAUUGUUGCUUUUACUUUAUUUCACCUUUUGGACAUGGACUUAAGCCCUUAGAUGUGGCGUUUAUGAAGGCAAUACACAACAAGGUGAAUAUUGUGCCUGUCAUUGCAAAAGCUGACACUCUCACCCUGAAGGAACGGGAGCGGCUGAAGAAAAGGAUUCUGGAUGAAAUUGAAGAACAUAACAUCAAAAUCUAUCACUUACCUGAUGCAGAAUCAGAUGAAGAUGAAGAUUUUAAAGAGCAGACUAGACUUCUCAAGGCUAGCAUCCCGUUCUCUGUGGUUGGCUCCAAUCAGUUGAUUGAAGCCAAAGGAAAGAAGGUCAGAGGCCGCCUCUACCCCUGGGGUGUUGUGGAGGUGGAGAACCCAGAGCACAACGACUUUCUGAAGCUGAGAACCAUGCUCAUCACACACAUGCAGGAUCUCCAGGAGGUGACCCAGGACCUUCAUUAUGAAAACUUCCGUUCUGAGAGACUUAAGAGAGGCGGCAGAAAAGUGGAGAAUGAGGACAUGAAUAAAGACCAGAUCUUGCUGGAAAAAGAAGCUGAGCUCCGCCGCAUGCAAGAGAUGAUUGCAAGGAUGCAGGCGCAGAUGCAGAUGCAGAUGCAGGGCGGGGAUGGCGAUGGUGGGGCUCUCGGGCACCACGUGUAAAGCCAUGUGCACAUACCAAGACGUCACAGAAAACACUUUCCUGGAUAAAAAAGAAAACAUUCCAGAUGCGUGAUCCAGCUGUGUGUUUUCAAUCCUUGGGAGGGUGCCAUCCACAUUUUAACAGUACCUGUGCCUGAGAAUUUAAUUUUUAAAAGACUUUUGAUGUGUUUUUUGUAUGAAGUACUUUUAACAUAUGUAUUUCAUUGCUAUGUUACACUCUGUAUUUUGUGAGGUGAAUGUUUUCCUUUUCUUUCUCCCUAACCACUAAUGUUAGAAUUGAUUUCCAAGAAUCAGCAUGUAUGCUUAAUACUGAAUUUCUUUGAUUUAACUGACUUAACAACUGACUAACCAUUGAUGAGCACUCCUGAUUUAUAUCUAGAACAUUCAGAUUUACCCAUAAUCUGAGUGGUAGAGGUGUGAGCUUAGUGAUGUAGAAAGAUGCACUGACUUGGUGCAAGGCCAUCUGCUUACCACAUCAUACCAUUUGGAGACUCUCUGCUUCCUUGCUUUUAUGUUUGUACACAACACCUAAAACCAGUUUUGCUGCUAUAAUUCUAUACUGUUGAUUCGUCUGUGAUUUUAUCUCUUAACCAAAUAAAACAGAAUAGAAUUUCCUAAUGAGAUACAUCUUUAUACUUAAACAGCUUUUUUAGAGGUGAGUUUUAAAGAAGUCUCUUAAUUCUGAUCUAGGUCAUUUUUAAAACCCCUAUGCAAAGAACUUACCGCAAGCCCCUUUUUGUAGUGUUCUCCACUAAUACUGGUUAUCCUGUGCUACAGAGAAAAUCAAAGUAGUCAUGAGCUCCAGUUUUUGUAUUGCAAUUAAGACUCUUACCUACAAAACGAGAUUCAGUAAACUUUUUACUCAACCAAAUUAAAAUUUUUAAGGAAAAUUAGCAGUUGGUCUGUUCAGAAUCCAACCUUUUUAUAUUUUAUAUUGCACUUUAGUGUAUUUUCUGUAACUGUAGUAGAUCUGCCUCCCCUGUGGAAAUUGGGGUCUGUUGGUGGGCGUGUUCCUGAAGCACAGCUUCACUGAAAAGUGUUUCCUCCCUAAGGCCUUGGUGCCCUGAACCUCUGAUGCCUACCGGGUGUUCCUGAUUUGGGUUUCCUUUAAAUACCCCCUUUUUGAGUGACUUUCUGAUGGGAGGAAAAUAGCAGUAAUCAUUUUUUUGUGUGCAGACUGUCUCAUUUAUUUUUAGCCGUUGUCGUUUUCAUUCAUUUUGUGUAAUAUAAACCAUGUGUCUUCUCAAAGUGAAAGACAUUUUAAAUCUGUAGCAUGGGCUAGUGGGCAGGUGCGCACAGUCGAAGCCACACCUGAUCCGUUUUCUGUGCACUGUAGCCUUAGUGUCACCUUUCUUCCUGUGUCUCCCUGUGGUACACUCCAGCGGUUGCCUUUUUUAUCAUUUCUACUGAAGUUGGGAAAUUCAGCCCGAGAAAGUGACAGAUGAAAGGAGACGAUGGUUGUGUAGGGAGAUGGAGAAAAUGCUUAAUCUGAGGAUGAGACAGGGUUUUUUGGUUUUUGUGGGGGCUAGAAAGAAAACAUAAAAUGAGACAGUUAAAUAAUAAUACGAAGGUGUGCUACAGAAAAUCUGGUAUUCUUGCUAACAUUGCCCCUUCACUGUUGCUUAAUUGUGAAUAGCCAAAAGCUAUAUGUUAUGGCUUGUUGUGUGAAGGUAACUAAGCAAAAGUGUUCCAUGACUUUAGAGUACAUCCAUGCAGAGUCCAUUAUUUGAGUUUGCCAUUUAAUAACUUUGUUGGAAAAUCUAUAAAAAAGAAAAACAAGUUUGCAAGUCACUAAGCCCCGCAUAUGUUUGAGUGAAAGUACUUCAGGCACGCUGCCUCCUGGUAUCAGCUCUGCAGGGAGGGAGGACCCACACUGCUACACUUCUCAUCCCCUUUGGUUUUACUGCCCAAAUCUAAAUAGAUACUUUUGAUUAUAGAUAACUGCUCUUUUACUAAGAGAUAGUCUCUACCUGUAGAAAUGUAUUUUGAAAACACUUAUUUUACACAGCAAUUUUGUAUCCAUUUAUACUAACCUUUUAUCAAUAAAGUACUAUUGUUUAGAUAUUAAA